AUGCUUCCGAAACUAAAUGUUCCCACUCGUCUUAAUAAGAACUAUCUGUUGGAGUACAGGACGCAUAAAGCCGCCCCAAGGCCUGUUCAAAAGCCACAGGAACAUGAAAGGCCGGCAUCCAACAACUAUCGUACGAUCUUAUGUAAGUUUUUCCUAAUGAACUCGUGCAAGCAUGGAGACAACUGCACGUAUUCGCACAAUACGAGUAAGUUUCCAUGUAAAGCAUUCCAUAUAAGAAAAAACUGCAUCAGAAAAGAUUGCCCCUUUUCCCACGAGCCUUUAUCCGACGAAGCAAUGGAGGAGAUCAUCAAUGAAAAGCAGGAGACGCCCACCUCCUUUUUUAAGUCUACAUUGCUCUAG
Encephalitozoon hellem ATCC 50504 is the source of this 360-nucleotide messenger RNA. Its product is annotated as putative zinc finger protein. Lineage: Eukaryota; Fungi; Microsporidia; Unikaryonidae. Gene Ontology annotation, molecular function: RNA binding; metal ion binding. Gene Ontology annotation, cellular component: nucleus. Gene Ontology annotation, biological process: negative regulation of DNA-templated transcription. The transcript has a single exon. The record is from RefSeq and is a predicted model, not a curated record. The coding region runs from base 1 to 360 and encodes 119 amino acids.